Molecule: messenger RNA, 2770 nt
Organism: Seminavis robusta
Lineage: Eukaryota; Bacillariophyta; Bacillariophyceae; Naviculales; Naviculaceae
Source: the annotation of a GenBank genome assembly
AUUUUGAAUUCAUUAUUCCACCCCAAAUGCGGUCGUUCGGAACAUCGGACGACGAUCAAGGCUUUCAUCCAACUGUCAUCAAGCUCGCAGGUUUGUGUUGCCAAUGUGCAUCUCCUUUUGACUUAAGUCGUCGUCCAUAGCAAGUAGGUCGGACGUUCUCAAGAAUGAAUCAUGAUGAAGUCCAACAGAGUCAAGUGGUGGACGAGUUUCACAAUUUUCCCAGAUUUGGCCAUGGCAAUUCCAUUGCCAGUCUCGCAUCCCACGACAGAAGUAACCAGGAGGACUACAUCCAGGGAAUGCUCAGCUUCUGCUUCUUUCUCCUCCUCAUUGUCUACGUAUGGGGGUUUGUGUUGAUUGUAUUGAAGUUUGCCACGCCCCGGAAAUGGGUGGGCUGUGCGGGCGGUGGAAAAACAUUAGACGUGGCCAAGAUGCGCAAGGCAAAGAUACCACGACACAUUAGACGAAAGCAGAUUUUGAGAGCUUGGAGAAUACAAUUAGCGUUCCUUUCCUUGUCUAUGCUGAUACCUAUCAUGACUCUCCUCAUGACGAGGAAUGGCUUAGCACCUUUCAUUAACAGUCUGGAUGAAAUCUCCAGCAUCAAUGAUGAAGUAGAAGCAGUGGCUUUCCAUGGCAUUUCCAUUGCAGAAGAGCUACAGGCAGCGAGAAGAAACCUUGCCAACGUGACCACACAACAACAGCAACAAGGAUACAUGGACUUGGACUGGGAAUCCAGUUGUCCAAAUUUCCACAACUCGUCAACCAUGCUGGCACUAGCUCCAAUUUCCACAAUCCAAAAAUACAUUGAUUCUGGACUGGAGGAAGUAAAGGCAUUUAUUGACUACUACGCCAUGGAUGCACACAUCGCUUUGACUAGGGUCGUCCGCAUGUCAGACCGAGUGAAAUUGUCCAUUGAAUGGAUCUACGACAGCGACUGGCUGCUAAAGUUCUUCCUCUUGACCAUCAAUGUUGUCAAUGGCUUCUUCCUUUUUGGCGUUUUCUUAAGCAAGCAAGACGUCGUCAAUUACAAAAUGCAAAGAUUCCUCUCCCUGUGGAUCAUUCCAAUAUUUGUAGUGCUCUUGAUGUGUUGUGCCGUCCUUGCCUGUGCGUUUGGUAUGGCUGUCAUGUUCAAUGCAGACUUUUGCCAUGGCAACACGAGUGUGAACGGCUCGAUGCACGAAAUCAUUGUAGAAAGUGGCGUCAGAGAAUCAGACUUGACAAAUCUGGCAUUCCGCCACUACUUUGAGGGCUGUCUGGGUGAGAACCCAAUGGGUUUCAUUCAUGACGUGGAUUCAGUCAUCAAAUACGCAAAAGACGCAGCCAAUCUACUUCGAGGGGAACCAAUUAUCAUCAUACACGAGCAUUGCUCAGAUGAUGCAUCCGCUUUGGUAUCUCAAUUCAGCAACAUCACAUCCAUUUUGGAUGACGUUCAGCGGCAAGUCCGAGCGGUGAUUGAAUUGACUGGCUGUCAUCAAAUCAACCCAGUCCUUCGCCGCAUUAUUCACGGGGCGACAUGUUCCGAUACAAUUGACUCCUUGGCGUGGCUUUUUGGAGGCCUAUGCUUCAUCUUCAUUAUUGGUUUAAUGAUGCUUUCCGUUCGGGCUGCUUUGUUCAACAGUGUGAUUCGGGCUCCAAGGAGGAAACGGCAGCGAGAACGUGAAAAGGAAUGGGAAGAGUACAAACAAUACAUGGAUCACUACUAUGAUGGCGUCGGUGAAUGGGCGAUUGAUGGUCCUCCUCAGCCUCCUCCUCAGCAAAGGCAACGACAUCCUGACUUUACUCUCGCGCAGAUUCCAACGUUCGACACUGAGGAAACAUCGAAAACGUCGCUGGAAGUGGGUGGUGACGGCGACUCCGACAUUGCGUGCUUUGCUUCGCCCAUGGCACAGUCUUACGCCUCUACGUCAUCCUACGAAUCAGAUUACUCGGAGGAUUCUGAUGAGGAUCAACAGAGUAGCAUGAGCUUCAGUAUGUUGAGCAAGUUCUUCCACUCACGGCUCGGCAACGACCAGUCAUCAUCAUUUUUUGAUGCAGAUAGCCAAUUUGCCGCAAAAACUCAAUUGAGUGUUCUGGAGUUGCAAACGCCACGACAGCGACGGAAACAAACCGCGCUUGGUUCGUACCUGUACCAAAGAAGCCCCGUAUCGGAUUAUGGCACCCCAAUGAGACAUACCGGUAUAACUUCGCCAACCCAGAGGAGUACACCUCGCGCCCCUCCUCCAGCACCAUCAAAGUCACGAUUAACUGUUCACAGGACCGAUGGUACAACGCCAUCAGCGCCAUCGAAGCCUCGACAAACGGAAAACAGGACCGCCAAAGGUUCUCCAAAGGACGAGUAACAGCCUACUGAAUGCAACCUACUGUGCGCUGAGGCCAGUCCUCGUCAUCACUCGUCGCCAUGAGCGAAUAAACACUGCAGGAAGAUAGGAAGGAAACCUCAGCCAAGCGGCAAGAGCUCUACGCACGGACCGUGCAGUGCAGAAAAGACAUUGGUUGGGCUCAUCAAGGUCUUCGUAAUGGCAAACGAAAAUAUAGUUGAGGCAAGGCUGUACUGGUACCCUAUACGGUAACAUCUAAUAGAUACCGUAUUUGCUAUCGUUCUGGUGAGUGACGAGUCAACUUCGAUACCUACCCUAGUAGUGCUAGCUAGCCAUCUGGAGCGUCCCUCAAUCGUGGGUGAUGGAGAAUCCGACCCUAAAUCUUUGAAACCCGUCCCUAAUUCUAUUGGAGAAUAGGGUCGGGUUCGAAACCCGACCCAAAAUCAAAAUCCGAC